UUGGAUGUUAAAUCUGACGCAUGUGUAAAUGGGAAGCAAGCGCUCCAGUAUGAGCUGCAUUCAUGCUGUUGUGAUUGUGGCUUGCUGUUGGUUUAGUGCUUUAAAGAGCCUCUCGGUUGUCAAACUCAAUGCAACGUGUUAGUUUUUGGCCUUGUGUUCUCUGUCAGAGCUGUGUGAGGAUUCCCUCAGGCACAGAGAGAGUUAAAAAGGCUAUUUAGCCACAGCCUUUCAAUGUGAAUUCCCUUCGUGGACACGUUUUUUUUUCCCCCUGAACAUCAGUUGGAGCUCUGAAUGUAAGCCGUGAGAACGUGAUGAGAGCGAAACAGAAGAGCUGUGCUCCUUCAGCUCAUCCGCUCUGCUCUGGCGGACAGAAGAUCCUCACAUGAUAGUGCUUAUACAGACUGUAUUUUAACUCUGUGAACUCUGAAACAGCGUCUCAUGCAGCUGUGAAGACCUUUCUGUAGCGCUCAGGACACCCUCAAACAGUCCACUUCAGGUUGGAGUGUCUCCAGGAAGAGCGUUCCCUUGAUUCGUACAGUCUGACGUCCUGAUAGAGGUGCAAUGGCGAGGAUAUCCGGCUCUACUCACAUUUGCACGCUGGUCUUGUCUUUGUGCUUCCUGGUCUUUGAGAUUGUAGUCGGUCAAAUCUGCAGAUCCCUCCUUGUUGCGGUGGACAGCUUCCAUACGCUCUACAUUUUCAUAAAUCUGGCUCUAUCAGCGAUAAAGCAUCAUCCUGCUCCUCCCUGCUCACCUGCUCCCUCCACGACCGCUGGUUCAUCCCCUCCAGACGUCUCUGCUUCAGGAGGUCUGAGUCCCCCGUAUGCUGAGGACUACAGAAGGAUGCGUCUCAAACCCUUCGGCGUCCUGAUCUCGGCUCUGCUCUUGGCAUCUCAGUGUGUCUCCAUCAGUCUGGAGAUUCUCACACAUGUUGUGCAGCCAGAACCCAUUCAACACCCACUCCUGUCUAUCGUUGUCGGAGGAGCCAGUCUGAUAUUUAAUAUGCUCGUUUUGGCCUGGAAAAGAAGCAGCAGAGGUAUCGAUGAAGCUGAUGAUGGAAUCAGAAAGAGUCUGACGCCAAAUGACCCUCAUUCUACAAACGAAAACAAAGGAUGCGCUCUGGAGGAUGACGCACUGAUGUUCUGCAACCCUGAAGCAUCUCGGGUUCUGGAUCCAGAUCAAGGCUCUCAGUACGGCUCUUCUGAGCUACCAAACCCCAGCAUUACUGAACCAGUUCAGUCCAGUCAGUGUCAAACGUCUGAUUCCAGAAUCAGUGCGAUUUCACAGGAAAUCAUUCCAGAAGCACCACAUCACUCCUCCUGCACCGAACGCACCGUUCCUCGGUGUACUCCUGGAGGAUCCGGGUUCAGAGGAGCGCAGCUGGGCUCCAUCGCCGUGAUCCAGGAGCUCCUGAGUUCAGUCCUGGUUCUGUGUAAUGGUCUGGUUCUCCUGCUGUCUGCAGCGCACUGUCAUCGGCCUCACUCCGACUGUCAUCUGCUGGUGUAUCUGGACGCAGGGUUCUCCUCGGUGUGUGUGCUGGUGUUGUUGUCCGUGGCUCUGCCGAGGCUGCGGCGCUACGGGCUGCUGGUGCUGCAGGCGACGCCGGUGCAUGUCUCGGUCGCUCAGGUGCGGCUGUGCCUCGCUGAAGUACCGGGUGUGCUGUCGGUUCACGAGCUGCACGUGUGGCAGCUGUCCGAGGCGCUGCUGGUGGCCUCACUGCACGUGCACUGUCCGGACGGGCUGAACGCAGCGCAGUGCGCAGAUCUGAUAGAGAGGAUCACAGCAGUGCUGGCCGUUUUCGGCAUCAACCACAGCACCGUGCAGCCAGAGCUCAUCCGGAGCGACGGAGGCGGAUCGGGACGCGCGCUCUGCAGCCUGCGCUGUGGCCAGGAGUGUGUGGAGAAGCUCUGCUGCUCCCCUCGGGUGGACCAAGCCAGCUGUCUCGGGACAGAGAGGCCUGUUAGUGUGCAGUCCUGCUCUCCAGCGCCGCUCAGAGACGUGGUUAUCGAGAAUACACACCUGUGAUUACUGUACAUGACUCCAGCAAUAAAUACAUUCAUACUAUGUGAGGGGUGAACACUGAUUUAUUCACAGCUGAAGCACUGAGAGAUGACCAGGUCAGAUGGUGACCUGCUCCACAUAUUUAACCCUAUAAAUGCCUCUAAAUGAUUAGCAUGAUCAAACCUGUCGCACACAAUCUACUCCAUGCAUUCUGAUUGAUAGUUUAGACUUUCUUUAACAAGGCCUUUAGUCUAAUUGUACAAAUGUGCACUUUUUAUUAUUAUUAUUAUAAAGUAAACGUAA
Molecule: messenger RNA, 2301 nt
Organism: Carassius carassius (crucian carp)
Lineage: Eukaryota; Metazoa; Chordata; Actinopteri; Cypriniformes; Cyprinidae
Exons: 5
Coding region: 562-2022 (486 amino acids)
Biological process (GO): intracellular zinc ion homeostasis; detoxification of zinc ion; zinc ion transmembrane transport
Cellular component (GO): Golgi apparatus; membrane; endoplasmic reticulum
Molecular function (GO): calcium channel inhibitor activity; zinc ion transmembrane transporter activity
Source: RefSeq, a predicted model, not a curated record